Messenger RNA from Acytostelium subglobosum LB1, 11793 nucleotides. RefSeq lists its product as hypothetical. The transcript is spliced from 10 exons. The record is from RefSeq and is a predicted model, not a curated record. The coding region runs from base 1 to 11793 and encodes 3930 amino acids. NCBI's taxonomy places the organism in Eukaryota, Evosea, Eumycetozoa, Acytosteliales, Acytosteliaceae.
AUGAAGAAUAUAGCCAUAUUACUAAUAUUGUUAUUAGGUCUUUGUUGCUGUCUUGUCGUCUCUGAGCGUUGCGGUCAAGUUAAUUGCCAAGCUGAUCAGGUAUGCUGUGGUCAAGAACUUGGACUGCCACCUCGUUGCUUCGAUAAGUGCAGGUUCAGGAAUUGCCCAUCUGACACAGUAUGCCGCGUGACGAAUGGACAAGCACAAUGCUAUCCAAUAUCGACCGCCUCGACCACGGUCACAACAACAGCCACAACCACCAAUCACCAGAGCAGUACGGUUGCCACGACCACCGUGAGCACCACUGCCGUCUCGUCAACAGUCGCCUCGACAACUGCGUCCACCCAAUCCACUGUUGCGAGCACAAUUGCCACUACGACAGCCACUGCCACGGCAACUGCCACGGCUACUGGUCCAGUGACAUCCACGACCGUGACAACGACUGUAUCCACUCAGUCCACAUCGGCCAGCACAUUUGCCAGUACUACGGCACAAGUCUCUGCAUCGUCCACCGUUGCGACUACAACCAUCUCAACACAGUCCACAACUGCCAGCACUGUCGCCAGUACGUCUAUGACCACUGCCACUGCAACCACUACAGCAACGAUGACAGUGUCCACGCAGUCCACAACUGCCAGCACUACAGUGUCGACAACUGGAAGGCCAACAUCUACCACUGUCUCCACGACCGUGACAACAACGGCAUCAACCACUGGCGCAGGAUCAACAAUCACUCAAACAACCUCGGCAACGACCACCAUCACUACCACUGCGACUGGAACUGCCAGCACAACUGUUUCAACCACAGUGUCAACUCAAUCAACCGUUGCCAGCACCACUGUUUCCACCUCGGCAACUGGUCCAGUGACGACUGCUUCGUCCACAUCAGCCACGACAACAGUGUCAACUCAAUCGACAGUUGCCAGCACAACAGUGACUACAACUGCCACACCAACAUCGACAACAUUCUCAACCACAGUAACUACAACAGCAUCCACUACGGGUGGAGCAUCAACUAUCACUCAGACAACAUCGGCUACAACGACAAUCACUACCACUGCUACAGGUACUGCCACUGCCACGGCCACUGCUACUGGUCCAGUGACAUCCACAACCGUUGCGACAACAGUGUCCACUCAAUCAACCACCGCCAGCACUGUUGCCAGUACCGUUGCUCAGGUUACUGCUACAUCGACUGUUGCCACGACCACAGUGUCCACUCAGUCCACGACUGCCAGCACCACAGUGUCAACCUCUGCAUCUGGUCCAGUGACGUCAACAUCUGCAACUACCACAGCCUCAACUCAGUCCACUGUCGCCAGCACGACUGUUACCACUACAGCCAGGCCAACCUCGACAACAGUAACUACGACAGUUUCAACAACUGCAACAACCACUGGAGCUGGAUCGACAAUCACUCAAACAACGUCAGCCACGACCACUAUCACUACCACUGCCUCUACAGGUCCGGUGACGUCCACGACAGUCACAACUACAGUGUCCACUCAAUCGACAACAGCUAGCACUGUUGCCAGCACAGUUGCCUCGACCAUUGCCACUGGUCCAAUCACAUCCACAGUCGCCACCACCACAGUGUCCACUCAGUCGACCACCGCCAGCACUGUCGCAUCGACCACCAGCAGACCAACAUCGACUGUUGCCACAACAACUGUCUCGACCCAGUCCACAACUGCCAGCACCACAGUGUCAACAUCGGUAUCUGGUCCAGUGACAUCCACUUCUGCAACCACGACUGUGUCCACUCAGUCCACUGUUGCUAGCACAACUGCGACCACUACUGGCAGGCCAACUUCCACCACUGCCACGACCACGGUGUCAACCACCGCGUCAACCACUGGAGGAGCGUCAACGAUCACUCAAACGACAUCUGCUACAACAACAAUCACAACAACCGCCACUGGUACUGCAACUGCAACCAGCCCUGUUACAACAACAGUGUCCACUCAGUCAACAGUUGCCUCGACAACUGCACAGGUCUCGGCAUCGUCCACUUCGGCCACAACCACAGUGUCCACUCAGUCCACAACAGCCAGCACGACUGUGACCACUACUGCCAGACCAACCUCAACAACUGUGACAACUACUGUUUCGACUACUGCAACAACCACUGGUGCAGGAUCAACAAUCACACAAACAACAUCGGCUACAACAACGAUCACUACCACAGCCACGGGCACUGCAACCACCACCGUGUCAACAACAGUAUCCACUCAAUCAACUGUUGCCAGCACAGUUGCCUCGACCACUGCUACUGGUACUGCUUCUGCCACUGGACCCAUCACUGUCGCCACCACCACUGUAUCCACUCAGUCGACCACCGCCAGCACUGUCGCAUCGACCACUAACAGACCAACAUCGACUGUUGCCACAACGACUGUCUCAACCCAGUCCACAGUUGCCAGCACCACCUUGUCUACAGGUCCAGUUACCUCAGCAACAGCUACAACUACCGUGUCCACCCAGUCCACUGUUGCUAGCACAACUGUUACUACCUCUGCAACUCCAACUUCAACAUCUGUGUCUACAACAGUUACCACCACGGCCUCAACAACUGGAGCUGGAUCAACGAUCACACAGACAACAUCAGUAACGACCACCAUCACAACCACUGCUACUGCUACUGGUCCAGUGACAUCCACAACAGUGACAACUACUGUCUCUACUCAAUCGACCUCUGCCAGCACAGUCGCGAGUACCAUUGCCCAGGUAACAGCUACAACAUCGGCCACAACUACAGUGUCGACGCAGUCAACCUCAGCCAGCACAACAGUGACCACCACCGCCAGACCCACAUCUACCACUGCCUCGACAACUGUGUCGACUACCGCCACAACAACUGGUGCUGGAUCAACGAUCACUCAGACAACAUCGGCCACGACCACCAUCACCACCACUGCUACCGGCACUGCAACUACCACCGUGUCCACAACAGUAUCAACUCAAUCAACUGUUGCCAGCACAAUUGCCUCGACCACUGCCACUGGUACUGCCUCUGCAACUGGUCCAAUCACUUCCACAGUUGCCACCACCACCGUGUCCACUCAGUCGACAACAGUCAGCACAGUUGCCUCAACGACAAACAGACCAACAUCGACCGUUGCCACAACAACUGUGUCCACCCAGUCAACUGUUGCGAGCACUACCGCGUCAACCUCGGCCACUGGUCCAUUGACGUCAACAUCGGCUACCACCACUGUGUCCACUCAGUCGACCUCAGCCAGCACAACUGUUACCACCACCGCCAGACCAACGUCAACCACUGCCUCGACAACAUACACAACUACCGUGUCAACAACUGGUGCUGGAUCGACGAUCACUCAGACAACCUCGGCCACAACGACAAUCACAACGACUGCUACAGGUACUGCCACAAGCCCUGUGACCUCGACAGUUGCAACAACAACCGUUUCAACUCAGUCCACAGUUGCCAGCACCACUGUGUCAACGACUGCUUCAGGUCAAGUGACCUCCACAUCAGCCACAACCACAGUGUCCACCCAGUCGACCUCAGCCAGCACAACAGUGAGCACAACCGCCAGACCAACAUCAACGACAGCCUCGACAACUGUGACCACCACUGCAACGACAACUGGUGCAGGAUCAACGAUCACUCAAACUACGUCGGCCACGACCACCAUCACAACAACUGCAACAGGCACCGCGACGGCAACUGGUCCAGUGACAUCCACAACAGUGACAACAACGGUCUCCACUCAAUCAACCACUGCCAGUACUGUUGCGAGUACAGUUGCCCAGGUAACAGCUACAACAUCGGCCACAACUACAGUGUCCACUCAGUCGACUGUCGCCAGCACCACUGUGACCACCUCCAGACCAACGUCAACCACUGCCUCGACAACAGUGACGACUACCGCCACAACAACUGGAGCGGGAUCAACAAUCACUCAGACCACAUCGGCCACGACCACCAUCACCACCACUGCCACUGGCAUUACCACAGUGACAACGACGGUAUCAACUCAAUCAACUGUUGCCAGCACUGUUGCUUCGACCACUGCCACUGGUACUGCCUCUGCAACUGGUCCAAUCACUUCGACCGUGGCUACUACUACUGUGUCCACUCAGUCGACCACAGCCAGCACAGUUGCCUCGACCACUAACAGACCAACAUCGACCGUUGCCACAACAACUGUGUCCACUCAAUCUACCACAGCCAGCACUACCGCAUCAACCUCGGCCACUGGUCCAUUGACAUCAACAUCGGCCACCACCACAGUGUCUACUCAGUCCACUGUUGCCAGCACAACUGUUACCACCACAGCCAGGCCCACGUCAACUACAGCAUCGACGACAUACACAACCACCGUGUCAACAACUGGUGCAGGAUCAACGAUCACACAGACAACAUCGGCCACAACGACUAUCACUACCACUGCUACAGGUACUGCCACAAGCCCUGUGACCUCGACUGUUGCAACAACAACAGUGUCCACUCAGUCCACAGUUGCCAGCACCACAGUGUCAACGACUGCCUCAGGUCAGGUGACUUCAACAUCAGCCACAACCACAGUGUCCACUCAGUCGACCUCAGCCAGCACAACAGUGACCACAACCGCCAGACCAACAUCAACAACAGCCUCGACUACUGUGACCACCACUGCAACGACAACUGGUUCAGCAUCAACGAUCACUCAGACAACAUCGGCCACGACCACCAUCACUACCACUGCAACAGGCACCGCAACUGCAACUGGUCCAGUGACAUCCACAACAGUGACAACAACGGUCUCCACCCAAUCAACCACUGCCAGCACUGUUGCCAGUACCAUUGCUCAAGUAACAGCCACUACAUCAGCUACAACAACAGUGUCCACUCAAUCAACAGUUGCAAGCACCUCUGUUACCACCACCGCCAGACCAACGUCCACAACAGCCUCGACAACAUACACCACUACGGUAUCAACCACUGGUGCUGGAUCGACAAUCACUCAGACAACAUCGGCCACUACCACCAUCACUACAACUGCAACUGGCACUGCCACUACAAUCGUGUCGACAACAGUAUCCACUCAAUCAACUGUUGCCAGCACUGUUGCCUCGACCACUGCCACUGGUACUGCCUCUGCAACUGGUCCAAUCACUUCAACCGUAGCGACUACCACCGUGUCCACUCAGUCGACCACAGCCAGCACUGUUGCCUCAACGACCAACAGACCAACUUCGACCGUUGCUACAACAACUGUGUCCACUCAAUCUACGACAGCCAGCACCUCAGUGAGCACAACAUCCAGACCCACAUCAACGACAGCCUCGACAACUGUGACCACCACUGCAACGACAACUGGUUCAGCAUCAACGAUCACUCAAACUACGUCGGCAACGACCACCAUCACGACAACUGCCACAGGCACCGCAACGGCAACUGGUCCAGUGACAUCCACAACAGUGACAACUACUGUCUCCACUCAAUCAACCACUGCCAGUACUGUUGCUAGUACAAUUGCCCAGGUAACAGCUACAACAUCGGCCACAACAACAGUGUCCACUCAGUCAACUGUUGCAAGCACCACUGUGACCACCACCUCCAGACCAACGUCCACCACUGCCUCGACAACAUACACAACUACCGUGUCAACAACUGGUGCAGGAUCGACAAUCACUCAGACCACAUCGGCCACGACCACCAUCACCACCACUGCCACUGGCUCUACCACAGUGACAACGACGGUAUCAACUCAAUCAACUGUUGCCAGCACUGUUGCCUCGACCACUGCCUCUGCUACAGGUCCAAUCACGUCCACAGUUGCCACCACCACUGUUUCCACUCAGUCGACCACUGCCAGCACUGUUGCCUCAACGACAAACAGACCAACAUCGACCGUUGCCACAACAACUGUGUCCACAGCCAGCACUACCGCAUCAACCUCGGCCACUGGUCCAUUGACGUCAACAUCGGCCACCACCACUGUGUCCACUCAGUCCACUGUUGCCAGCACAACUGUUACCACCACUGCCAGACCAACUUCAACUACAGCCUCGACAACUUACACCACCACUGUAUCAACAACUGGUGCAGGAUCAACGAUCACCCAGACAACUUCAGCGACGACCACCAUCACUACAACUGCCACGUCUACUGCUCCAGUGACAACAACAGUGACAACCACGGUCUCCACGCAAUCAACCACCGCCAGCACUGUUGCGAGUACAGUUGCCCAAGUAACUGCCACAACAACAGUGUCCACUCAGUCGACCACUGCCAGCACCACCGUGACCAUUACCGGCAUGCCAACGACUGCCUCGACAACAGUGACAACCACGGCUACAACAACUGAUGCAGCAUCAACCAUUACACAAACAACAUCGGCAUCAACCACAAUCUCAACAAUUGCAACAAGUCCAGUGACAUCGACAACAGUGUCAACUCAAUCUACCACUGCCACCACGACUGCCUCCACUACCACCAUCCCAACAACCACCGCUACGACAACUUCCUCGACAACAGUGACAACCACGGCCACAACGACUGGUGCUGGAUCAACGAUCACUCAAACAACAACUGUAACGACCACGAUCACAUCGACAACAGCUACCACAACCAUGUCCACUCAGUCAACAACUGCCAGCACUGUUGCAUCUACAACAGCAACCACAGCCGUAUCCACUCAGUCUACCACAGCCAGUACCUCAGCAUUGACCUCGACAUCGGCUACCACAUCGGUGUCCACUCAGUCAACUGUUGCCAGCACGACUGUCUCCACAACCAACAGUCCCACUUCAACCACUGCCACAACGACUGUGUCAACAACUGGUGCAGGAUCGACAAUUACUCAGACAACCACAGUCACGACCACGGCCUCGACAACUGUCACGUCCACAGCAUCAACGACCAUGACCACUACGGCAUCAACAACUGGUGAAGGAUCAACGAUCACUCAGACCACAACGGCCACAACCACUGUCUCUACCACUGCCACGGGCAUCAGCACUGACAUACUCACCUCCACAUCAGUGACAACUACAGUGUCCACUCAAUCGACCACUGUCAGCACUACAGCGAGCACCGGAUCACAGGCCACUGCAUCAACCUCUGCCACAACAACCAUAUCCACUCAGUCCACAACCGCUAGCACGACUGUUACCACUACUGUCAGCCCAACUACCACUGCCUCGACAACCACCACUGCCUCAACCACAAUGACUACAACUGGUGAAGGAUCAACGAUCACACAGACCACAACGGCAACGACAGCUAGCACGUCUUCCAAACCAGGACCAACGACGACCACGGCCUCGACCACUAUGACAACCACGGUCUCGACGACUGGUGCCGGAUCAACGAUCACUCAGACCACAACGGCCACCACCACUGCCAGCACAACGUUCACUCCGCCCACGACCUCCACUCAUGUGCCUACGUCCACGACUGCUACUACAACAAUGACCACCACGGCCAGCACCACUGGCGGAGAAGGAUCCACGAUCACUCAGACCACAACGGUAUCAACCACUGCUAGCACGACCUCCACUCCAACGACUGAUCAAACCACAACAGACAUUUCAACGUUGGUCAUCACAACGACCACAAGUGAUGUGACAACAUCCCAUAUGACAUCAACCCCCACCACUGGCCCUGUAACAACGUCCAUCGUUACCACUGUCAACCCAACGCCCAGGUACACAGCAUCUGGCCGAGCAUGGGAUGCCACGGGCAGCCAAGACAUGUUGAUGGAUCCUAAGAAGCCACUUGGCAACAUCGUGUUGACUAUCUUUGACGAGGCCGGAUUGAACUAUGGCUCACAUACCACCGAUGUCAACGGAUUCUACUUCUUCAAGGAUCUCUCUGCAGGCCCAUACUGCAUCGUCGCCAGCUCAGCCGACAACACCUACACCAAUGCACCAUUCCUUGGUGACAACAAGUUCCAAAAUGGUCGAGUCUGCUUCAAGGUAGGUCCAAACAGCAUUGAAGACCUCGACGUUGCUAUGAUCAAGGCUGGUACCUACUACGUACAAGGAUUUAUCUGGGAUGACUCGGAGAAGAACGAGGGUAUUUUGGACGCCAGCAAGUUGUUCAGUGGUGCCCUGAUGAUUUUGAAGGAUGCCCAGGACAAGGAGGUUGGCCGUCAGAGUCCUAAAUCUGGAAAGUACAUAUUCAAUGGACUGACUGCUGGUCAAUACUGUAUUGAGGGUUCCGACCCCACCGGUGUCUUCGCUCCAGGUAUCUUCAAGAAUGACAACGAGUUCAACCACGGCAGAUUCUGCUUCAAUGCAGUCCCAAGCAAGACCAAUGGACACUUUGCAUUGGUCAAGCGUGAGGUCUUCACAAUUGCUGGUUUUAUCUGGGAUGAUACCAAAGAUAAGAAGGGAAUAUUGGACAUGAACAAUCUGCUCAUUGGUGCCACCAUGAAGUUGUUUGAUAACAAAGGCAAUCAGCUCGAUACCGUUGAGGACGCCCAAGGCUCAUAUAUGUUCACCGGACUCUACGCUGGUUAUUACUGUGUCAUUGGCCACUUCCCCAAUGGCAACUACGGCCCUGGCAAGUUCCAGAACGACAACGUAUUCACAGAUGGCAAGUACUGCGUCACACUCGGUCCAAGCAACAACAACGCCCACUUUGCCAUGGAGUUGUUCAAGAGGACAUUCGAUGUCUCUGGUUAUAUUUGGGACGACACUGCUGACAACAAGGGCAUUCUUGACAUGAACAAGUUGCUGGACGGAGUGAGAGUCGAUCUGGUCGACGAACAAGUCGUUGAUAUUGUUGCUCGUUCGGACACCAAAACCUUUGGAAGCUACUCAUUCAAGGGUCUGGUGCCGGGCAGCUAUUGUGCUCGCGCAUACUAUCCUGAUGGAUCCUACAUUCCAGGCGCCAAACAAAACGACAACGUCUUCAACUCCAAAGGACAAUAUUGUUUCAAUGUCGGUCCAGACAUUGUCAAUGCUCAUUUGGCUAUGAUCGUUAGACCAACUUAUGAAGUGUCAGGAAUAAUAUGGGACGACACACUGCGCAAGCAAGGCAUCUUGGAUGAGUCUGCCAAGUUGGACGGUGUCAAACUGCAACUAUUUGAUUCUUCUGAGCUAAGCAACAUUGUCCGAACCAUCGACUAUGCCGAGGGAGGCUACAAGUUCACUGGCCUCAUCGAUGGCGACUACUGUAUCGUCGCGUCAAUGCCAGGCGAUCGCUUCAAGCCCCUUCCCAAGAAGGGCGACAACGUCUUUGACGAUGGCAAGUUCUGUUUCGUGGUCGGACCAUCCAUCACCAAUGCACAUCUGGCCAUGGAAAGGACAUCGUUCAAUGUCCGCGGUUUCAUUUGGGACGACUCCGAGACCAAUGUUGGUAUCUUGGACAGGAGCAGGCCACUGGGAGGCAUCACCAUGGAUCUCAUCAGCAGCCUUGGCAACGUCAUCACGUCACAGAGUGGCCUAAGUGGUGACUAUGCAUUCGACAACAUCAAGCCAGGCCUCUACUGUCUCAAGGGAUCUCGCCCAGAUGGUACAUACCAAUAUGGUCGCUUCAUGAACGACAACAAGUUCAACAGGGGCGAGUACUGCUUCACAGUCGGACCAGACAUUGACGACGCCCACUACGCCGGCGUCAAGAUCUUCAAGCUCACUGUCGACUCUUGGGAUGACACCGCUGAUAACCUGGGUGUCUACAACGAGGCCAAGAGAAUGAUUGGAACCAAGUUUAACAUUAGAGAUGGUGAAGGAAACUCAGUACAGAGCUCAUCACCUCCCACCGGCCUCCUUGAGAUCAAUCUCGUACAGGGCAGGUACUGUAUCACAGCAUCCACCCCAGACGGUCGCUACUCCUAUUCCAAGGUCAGGAACGAGAAUGACUUUGACGACUCUGGCAAGUUCUGCUUCGAUCUUAACAAGGACACUAGAGCCAAGGCUGCAUUCGUCAGAACCAAGUUUGAUGUUUCGGGAUUCACUUGGGAUGACUCGGCCAACAACUUGGGCAACUUGGACAGGAGCAAGCCUCUGGGAGGCGUCCGCAUGGAGCUCACAAACAAUGGAGGCAACACAUUCACUCAGACCUUGAACAAUGUCAAGGGAGACUACAAAUUCACUAAGGUCCCCGCCGGCGACUACUGUCUCACUGCAUCCAUCCCCGACGGCUCCUACCAACCGGGCAAGUUCGCCAACGACAACAAGUUUAACAAGGGCAAAUACUGCUUCACUGUUGGUCCCGAUAGCGUCACCAAUGCAAACUUUGGCGGUGUCAAGGUAUUCACAAUCCAGUUCAAUGCAUGGGAUGACACUGAGAACAAGGAUGGAUACUACAGAGUUGAGAGGAAUCUGGACAAUGUCUACGUCGAUCUGAAGACCUCUGCUGGCAACCUGGUUGCCAGACAAAUUACCUUAAGGAAUGGCACCACCUUCACUGCGCCACAAGGUAGCUACUGUUUGCAAGCGACCCACGCAGAUUUCAUUCCAUUAAGUGUCCGUGCGCAUGACAACGUCUUUGACAGCUCUGGAAGGUACUGCUUCACUCUCGACCGCAACAUCGAACCAAAGGCCGCAUUCAUCAAGUCCAAGUUCACCAUUGCUGGUUUCUGUUGGGAUGAUUCGUUGAAGGACGAAGGAUUCCUAAACAAGUCCAGACCUCUGGGUGGAAUGACAAUCAAUCUCUUUGACGUCAACUACAAGUUGAUCAAGACACUAAAUGAUGUGAGUGGAGAAUACGCCUUCACAGGUCUUCCAGCUAGCCAGUACUGUGUUGAGGCCUACCGCGAAGAUGGAACUUACAUCCCAGGACGCCACAGAAAUGAUAUGAGUUUCCUCGAGAAACAGCAUUGUGUUAGCCUUGGAUUCCCAGACGAUGUUCUUGAUGCUCACUAUGCUGGUCUCAAGAAGCUCAGGGUCACAAUGAAUGUUUGGAACGACACUAUUGACAAUCAAGGCAUAUAUGACAGCAAGUUGCUAAUGUCUGGUGCCAAGGUCGAGUUGACGAAUGAUCAAAACAUAUUGAUUGACAGCUACAUCACUACCGGCAAACCAAUCAUCUACACGCUCGGUGCUGGUGGUUUGUACUGCUUCAAUAUCACAUACCCAUACGUCGACUAUCCAGACUACGUCCCAUCCACCAAAGGAAACGACAACAUCAUUGACAAUACUGGAAAGUAUUGUUUCCGCGCUACUCAAGACGUUGACCUUCAUGCCGCAUUCGUCGUUGCUCCUAGAUACAUGGUGCGAGGCACUAUCUGGGAUGAUACCAAAGACAACUUGGGUAUACUUGACAAGUCGAGAGUGUUGUCCGGUGUACGUAUGAUUCUCAAGGACAGGAGAGGCAGAGACCUGUUGACAUUGGACACGACUGGUGGAGAGUACUACUACUUCCGCGAUCUGCGUGCUGGUCAAUACUGUAUCCUCGGUACAAAGAUUGGUGGCGGCUACUGGCCAUCAGAGACCAGGACUGACAACAAGUAUGACACCAAUGGUUACUACUGCUUCGAGAUCACCUCUGAUAUUCUGGACGCCAACUAUGGUUUCAUCAAGAGAUGGAGAGUCCAGGGAUCGGUCUGGGAUGACACAGCCGCAAGACAAGGAAAGAUGGACUACUCCAAGCUACUCGUGGGCGGCACGGUCACUCAGACGUCCCCCGCAGGCACCUCAUCAAAGGAGGUCAUCCACUCGUACUACUUCUACUUUGAUGGCGACCACCCCAACGUCUGUCUAACAAUCUCACAACCAGGCUACUCACCACUGGGCAUUAUCCAGAAUGACAAUGCCUAUGACAGCAAUGGCAAGGUUUGCUACAAUGUCGACAAGGAUUAUCUUGGUGCUGGUGCAGCGAUGAUAAAGAAAUAA